AUGCGGGAAGCCGGGGCGGCACCGCCCGCCGCCCGCCGCCCCCGCCCUGAGCCGGGACCCCCACCGCCGCACCAGGGGCUCCACCCCUUCCGCCCCCAGCCCCGCUCCGGCUCGCGCGCGCAGGUGGGCGCGGGGGCGGCACUGCGGAGCCGCAGCCGGGCCCGCCCGCCGCCCGCACCCGCCCGGUCCGCAGCCGCGUGCCCGCGCCUCCGGUUCGCGGACCCUUCCCCUCUCGCUUCUGGCCUCAGACACAUUCCCCGCUCCAGCCCCAGGUCCGAGCCUCCUCCGCGGGGAGCGCGCUGCCGCGGCGGCCGGGAGACACCGGCCUGGAGCGCCCCGCACCCCCCCCCCGCCACCCCGCCACGGGGUCCGCACCCACCCCGCCGGCAGCGCCUCCGAGCCCCAGGCUGGGGGGCCUGCGGGUGGGCGAGUUCGCCUCCCCCCGGCUCCGGGGCCGGCGGCAGGGUGCCCGCACCCGCAGUCCCCCCCGGGGAGCCCCGGCGUCCCCGCCCGCCCGCCCGCCGGGCUGUGCCGCCCAGGCCGCCCCUGCCCUCCCGCGCCGGCUGUGCCCCGCAGUCGCCGGCCGUGCCCCGGGGAAAGUUUGCGCUCGCGGCCGCCCCGGAGCCCCGCCGGCUCCCCGCCUCCCCUCCCGGGCCGUGCGGCUCGCCGCUCCCGAGCCCCGAGGGGAGGUGCUCGCCGGGCCGAGGCCGCCCUCCUUCUCUCCCCUCCACGCAUCUCCCUACCCGGCAGCCGGGGCGGCGAGCCGUCGGCGGGGGCCUCCGCCUCCCCUCCUGCCCACGCUCCCGCACAGCUGGCAGGCGCGCAAGGCCGGUGCGCGUCACCGCCCGGUUCUCCGCGGCCGAGCCGCCCCGCGCGCCACGGCCCACAGCGCCCCGCGCCCCGCGCGCCCCAGGCCCUCGCGCCGCCCCUGCGGACCCGUGCCCCGGGCUCUAG
Nyctereutes procyonoides (raccoon dog) is the source of this 954-nucleotide messenger RNA. RefSeq names its product basic proline-rich protein-like. NCBI's taxonomy places the organism in Eukaryota, Metazoa, Chordata, Mammalia, Carnivora, Canidae. The record is from RefSeq and is a predicted model, not a curated record. The transcript has a single exon. The coding region runs from base 1 to 954 and encodes 317 amino acids.